Messenger RNA from Tripterygium wilfordii, 852 nucleotides. RefSeq names its product protein FATTY ACID EXPORT 6-like. The record is from RefSeq and is a predicted model, not a curated record. Lineage: Eukaryota; Viridiplantae; Streptophyta; Magnoliopsida; Celastrales; Celastraceae. The coding region runs from base 148 to 507 and encodes 119 amino acids. Gene Ontology annotation, cellular component: membrane. The transcript has 3 exons.
CCAACAGAAUUCCAAAACCGCAACCUUGAUCGCCACUUCGUCGUUGACAAAGCCAAACCCACACCUAUCAGUGCUUCUUCCUCUUUGAUCCGCAAGACCCAGCUGUCAAUUUCUAAAAAAGUUAAAGUUUUCCUGAGAAAAUCCAGAAUGCACGACUUCUGCUUCACGAUCCCUUACGGCCUGAUUCUCAUUGGUGGAGGUGUAUUUGGGUAUUUCAAGAAAGGCAGCACGGCUUCACUGGCUGGGGGUGUAGGUACUGGUUUGUUGCUUGUUUUGGCUGGAUAUUUGAGCCUCAAAGCCUUCGAGAAGAGAAAGAACUCUUAUUUCGCUUUGAUUGUUGAGACAGUUUGUGCAGCCAUACUCACCUAUGUCAUGGGGCAGCGAUAUUAUCAAACCUCUAAGAUCAUGCCUGCUGGUAUGGUUGCUGGGAUCAGUGCUCUCAUGACUGGGUUUUAUCUGUACAAGAUUGCAACCGGUGGCAACCAUUUUCCAACCAAGACUGAAUGAAGGUGAUGAGAAUUCUCAUAAUUCUAAUUUGAACAGACAUGUUUGGAUCAAAGAAGCUCAGAUGAGUGUUUACAACGAAUUUUGUUGCUUGGAAUUGGAUGGUGCUGUAUUGAUAUGUACUGUACUUACCGAGUGAGUGAUUUAAGUGUCUAUGUAAGUGAAAGAAACCCGGUUUCUUUGGAGCCAAUCUUGUAUCAUUCUGAUUUAGUUUUCUUUUCAUUCCAUAAUCUCUUCGGAAAUAGGUCUUAUGGUCCUGUUAGAUUUUUCAGAUAUCUUUCGAUUCUCUCCUGUUGUACGUAAAUGAUUAUAUUUCGUAUACAUCUACGUUGUCUUGUGUUGAAGCUC